This is a messenger RNA of Cuscuta europaea, 11750 nucleotides long. The record is from the annotation of a GenBank genome assembly. Lineage: Eukaryota; Viridiplantae; Streptophyta; Magnoliopsida; Solanales; Convolvulaceae.
UGAUGCUGUGUCAACAGUUACAACCCCCGUAACUGGUCACCCUACCUUUGAAGACGUAAACGUUCUACUGAAUCGCUUCCUGGAUUCCACCAUUAAGCCAUGGGUGCAAGAUGCAAUGACCGCUCUAGCACAGGAAUUUAGGACCACCCAAGCGGUUCGGUCUGAACAAACACCACCCCAACCUUCCCCUGAACCGUUCAUCUCCCAUACACAACCCAUAUCCUCCACCCCUCUAUCCCACCAAUCCAUAAACCAAAUUCCCAUUCCCUCUAUUUUUCGGGGAACCCAGGAUACAGAACCAGUAUUCUCCCCACACCCGAACACACCCUCCAUCGAUCUCUCCUCACUAUCCUUUGACACACUAGCUUCGGCUUUGCUGAAUAACCUCUUAAACACCCCAGAAGACAAACUCACUCUUCAUCAGCAAGCCAUACUUGAAGCCCUUCUUUCUUCACCCGAAACCAAGAGCACUUGCAAGGAGAGUCUUCGUGGUCGCAAACGUUCCCAUGAGGACCCCGAUGAUUCGGAUCCUCAUGAGGGGGAGAACAAGCGACCUCGAUCACUUGAGCAAACUGCUCUACCAAGCCAAACUCCACAGCCCAUCCAACCUGAAACCUCAACAAACCAACAGCCACCAUCCACAGCCAACUUUUCUAGCAUGGUCGAGCUAGAAAUAACAUCCCGAGGCGUAUCUCCCAGAGAUACCAACCGAGGAGGGGAUGGAAGUCAUGAUGAUGUUACCACUGGUACAUCUUCUCCAUCAGGCCAUCAGUUGGAACUCAGUUCUAAGCUGAUGUCAACGGGCAAUCCAAGUGAACCCGGUAGUGCUACUCAGGAACAAUCACCGCCUGAACAAAGAAUUCCAUAUAUUUCCCCAGGCAAAGACAUCCAUGAUGCACUGGAAGAGGCGAUGAUAUAUGACAAAUGGCCAAGAAAAUGGACAGAAUGGGAUGAUCUUCGGGUUGAGGCCGAACAAGAGGACAUGCAAAGAAACUGGUGGCUACGAGAGCUAAUCAACAGAUGCUCUGAAGAUAUUAUAAGGCUCGAGGAUGAUGAACGCAAGGAAGGGGAGAAUUACAAAGAAUCCCAGAAGACUCUUGAAUCGGUCGUAAGACAAUCAGCGGGAAGACUUCCCAAGACAUAGAAACCCUGGGAUAACGUUCGCAUCAAAGCCCCCUUCCAAGAAGAAAUCAGAGAGCAUAUCUGGCGUAGACCAGACAGAGUCAAGCCACUGAAUGAACUGAAGCUAAGAGGCCUUACUCACUUAAAAGGAAAGCAGGCUGGAGGUCAUCUGCAUAUGUUGUUACAAAGGUCAACCGGUACACAGAGAGAACUAAUGGAACAAGAUCUGAAGUCGAAUAUUCUCCCGAUUCAUCAAAUUCUACAAGUGAAGGCUGAAGACUAUCAUGGAGUAACAUUCUACACUCACAGACUUCAAUGCACCGAUGGGAGCGAAUUUACUUGUCAAGAGAACGACUUCAUCAUGCUGAAACCGGAUGACAUCUACCAAAUGUUCAUGGCCUACAGAUACCUUCCAGUCAGGCAGAGCAUAAUAUACAGCGAAGGCCUCGCAUCUAUCAAGAGAUUCAUGCUUAGACAGAUCCGAGUACACUCUUCACAUGACCUACAGAUGGCUAUUGAGUGCAAUCUGAAAAAGACAAAUCUGACAAAGCCAAGACUGUAUGGUCCUGAACUUGAAGAUUUCCCAGCCUACCACAUCUUCUUCACACCGCCAGCAGUCACCUAUCUGAACCACAAGAACGAAAAGCGUCUGAUGGUAGUCAGUGAAAUUGAGAAGUACUGUGACGGAACACUGAAGAUAAUCAAAGAACAGAUUCUAAAGAUGAAGGCAGAGCUAGAGAAAAAUCUUCAAGAGGCAUCGUCUUAUGUUCAAAAGGAACACUCUACAGUAGAGACUAUUCUAAAGGCCAUUGACGAUCGCCUCGAAAAGAGAAAUGUACUGAGGCAAUAUGAGCAUGCACUUGGUAUGAGGAAGCACUACUUCAAGUCUCAGAAGCAAUAAGAGAAUGGCACUUGAUCACAAAGGGGGAGAUUGUUGGAGAUAUUUAAUUGUGAAUCAAGUUGGUCAUAGAUUAGCUUUAUAUUUAAUCCUUUAUUUAAUUAGUGCAUGAAUUAGAUAGAAAUCGGGCCAAGUGUUAGGCCCAUAUAAACAGGCUAAAAGCCUGGUACGCCUAACCUAAACCUCGCCUAUAAAAAGGGAGCAGAGGUUUAGGAAUAGGUUGAACGUCGUACUUAUUAUUCAUAGCCUUACGUGCAUAUCAUUCUGUUGUACGAGUUCACGGUUUAUCAAAGAAGGUUUUACGUUGAUUCAUUCUGUGUUCAUCCUUACGUUUAAUCUUCGUUGUUAGAUCGUUAUUCAUUGCUGUUACAGAAAUAGGGACUAACAAGGCCUAAAAUUAGGAGACCAUUUGGUCACCCUCAUAACCCUUCCUUGAAUUGACCAAGACUGUCUAUUCCAGCACCGUAAAUAGUCCUCUUCACGUUCAAAAUGCAGCAGAAUAUGUUUCCUUUCCAACACUCCUAACUGAAAACUACCUUUAAAACCAAUUCUUUCAAGAGAUUUACGCAAGACAUCAAGGGUGGGACGACCAUGAAAGAAAUAACCAACCAAGGAGUGUUUGUGCUUCUCAGCCAAAAUCUGUAUUUCGCUUUCCGGAAAAGAUAUGGCAGGCAUACCUUUGAACCUCGUAGGAAUUUUGGCUGAUAGAGAAUCAGUAGGUUGUUUAUUCGCAACGAUCUCAGCAAAAGUCUUGUUGCCCCACUCAGUGGUGGCAGUGAUAGCGCUGCCGUGAAGUUUUGUAUAUCAAACAACCAUUCUAGAUUAUGUGUGAUAGGGACGGAUUGGCCCAGUUCUGAAUUUCUGAUUUGGGGACAAGUUGAUUCCCUACCGUUUUUCAUUGAUUUCUGUAUGCAUGUAAGAAAAUCAAUGAAAAACAAAUUGGAAGCAGUUUGGAACUAACAAAGCAGUGUGGAACCGGUACAUUCAAUACCAACACCGAUUAUCGGGGAGGGAAACCGGUAGGGAAUCAACUUGUCCAGAAAUCAGAAAUUCAGAACCGGGCCAAUCUGUCCCUAUCACACAUAAUCUAGAAUGGUUUUUUGUAUAUAUAUGUGUGUGUGUGUGUUUAUUGAUACGAAUACGGAGUAUUAUUUACUUAUACUAGUAUUUCACCCGUGUGAUGCACGGGUGAAGCUUUUUAUUUAAAUGAUAUGCACAAAAUAUUUAUAAACGUAUAAAAUAAUAUCGACGUAAUAUAUGAAGUGUUUUUUUGCAAAAAGGGGUUAUAUUGGUAGGUGAUAAAAAGAAACAAAUUCGAUCAAUAACUCAUCGAUCAUGUUCACCAUUUUCAGGAUUGAUAUUCUCUGAAUCUCGAUAUAAAUAUUAAUGUUAACACCUAAAGAAAAGUCACCCAAUAACUCAUUUAAUUAUAAUAGUAAUUAGGCACAAUUAUAUUUCAAUUAUAUCACAUAGUAAUUUUAUUUACCAUUAUGCCCACUAAAACAAUUAAAUGAAUGCUACCAACCAAGUCAAGUAUAUUAACGGUCGAUCAAGGUAACUUAUCAUGUAUGCAAAGGAUGAUUUAUGUACAGGUCAUGGUGACCUGAAAUCCAGUGUAACUUAAUUAUUUUCAAUUUUGUUAGUGCAUAUUUUUUCUUUUUUCAUAUUCAACCCACCCCGCUAAUGCUAAAGUUCAGUAUAAUUGCUCUUCAGUCCAGGGCAUCUCAAACUCCUGGAUCCGCCCCUGCAUGUAUGUUAUCUUUGUAAAUUAAAAUUGUAAUAUAACUCCUUUAAAAUGAUUUCUUUAUCUAGCUAUAUGAUUAUUAUGGAAGCGGUACUCGGUACAUGGUGUGUAAACAUCUCCCUAAAACAUGUGAAAAUCCCUUAAAUCAACAAAUGGAGUACAAAUUAAUCAUAAUAAAUCAAUGAGCCAAAAUAUUUCUUCUAAAUUGAAUGAUGUGUCUUUCUUAUAUAAGAGUCUUUCUUAUAUAACAGUGACGGACCCAGAAGUUUUCUAAAGCGGGGCACAGUCGUAUGAAUGGGAAUGGCUCGGGUCAGGUGCAUCAGUAGUCCAUGUCCGGAUCUAGGGGAGGGCCAAUGUAGGCCCUUGCUCACGCAAAAUUUUAAAAAUGUUUUUUAAUUUUUGAGGUGAACAAUUCUGUAUAAAAGUUUUUUCAAAAAUAUUCUUUGCACUGCCCUAGUCCGAACCAGUACCUUUAAAUUGCUCCGCCCCUGAAGUGGUUUAUUCUGUCUAGUCUGUUUAGAUUAUUAUUUUUAACCAGAAAUAAAUUAUUCAAUGUCGGUUUCAGGACAUAUAUAGAUUAUUAUAGUUCUUGUUUUGAACCCACUAAGACUCGACUAUUGUAUCAAAAUACUACCUUGUUAUUUCAUCUUUCAAUACAACUUUAUCUAAUAAUAUGAUUUUAUAUUUUUAUAUAUCUAACUUUUAUCAUAUUGCAAUACAAAAAAUCAAAAAGUAUGACAGUCUAGCACGAAUUGAAAAAAAAACAUGUAUAUAUUUUUUCAAGAACAAUAGUUUUUCAUCUAUUAAGUUAAUCUCACAUAUAAGAUGUUUUAUCAUAUCUUAAACCUCUUCUUACUUUAGACCAUAAUUCAUACUUAUUCAAAAAAUCAUCAAUGCCACAUUUCAAAAAACAAAUAGUGAUCAUAUCAACAGCAUGUCUAAUUACAUGGAGUCGAUCCCCAACACAUUGUUUGUCAUUUACAUCUUCACUACAAUGUAUAUGCUCUUCGGUGAAAUUAUCUUUAUAUCUAUAUUUUUUGUACGUGAAGCGAGGACACGAUUUUUAUCUUAAGUACUAAUACUAAAUUUUGGGGUCGGAAGUGGGGGCACUCCCCCCAAGGACCCCCCUAGAUCCUCCACUGUAACUUAUAUACGACGUAAUUUGGUCAUCACCUAGAACAAUAAUCUGGAAUAGUAGAAGGUUCAUAUUAAGAAUAUGACGAUGAUAAAGUGAAAUAAAAAACAAAAGUCAUUUAAUUUAUUGAACUGCUAUUUAUAAAAAUGUUUGAGCAUAUAUUCAAUUUUUUAAUUAUUAGUCCAACUAAUAUAAACAAUCAAAUUUGUCCAACGACUAACGGACUAACAUGGAAGCAACACAUCCGUCCAUUUACAAAAAUUCUUGGUACCAGUACACCUCUGUGUCUAUGAGAGGUUUUUUGUCUGUGAAUCCCAAUUCACAGACAAAACCGACUUGUUUGUCUGUGGAAAAUUCCACAGACAAAACAAACCAGUUUUUAUCUAUCGACUGAGAUUCUCAGACCAAAAAAAACUCUCACAGACAUGGAGGUGUACUCAUGUGUAUAAGAACGUGUACAAAAGGAAUUUUUCGUCCAUUUAUUUUCCCGAUUGGUGUUUUUUAAACUACAUUUACCCUACUAAAAACAAAUAUUUCAAUUAUAUAAAUUACAAAUCGAUGAAAACAAUUAAUAACUCACAUGUGCUUUGAACAUAAGAAUGCUUAUGAAUUAUGAGAACACUAAUACUUAGUUUCUUAAUGUACUAAAUGGUACUAAUUAAUUGCAACAGUUAAACAUAAAUAAGAAGCAUAUAAGAAAUAAAGUGCCACUUUAAUACAUAAGGUUUGAAUUUAAAAAAAAUAACCAAUAUAAAAGGAGAAAAAGAAAUGUUGAGCAAUGCAAAUGAAAUGUUUGUAUAGUCUAAAUAUGCUCUUCGUAUAAAGUUGUAAUUUUAAGAAAAAACUUAAUAUAUAUCAUGUCUACAUAUGACAAAAAUUUAGUAAAAAAUAUCUUUGAUCUAAAAACAUAAAAAGCUAGAAUUCGAGGAGUGCAAUAAAUUAAAGAGAAAUUCUAGACGGAAGGAUUCCUUUUCCCAUUUGAUCACUUCAGUCCAUAUAUGUUGAUGAUUCUCGUGUGUUCUCAAAAUAGAUUCUUUAAUCGCCAACGCCUCUGUCUUGCCAUUUUGUGUGUGGCCAAGUAAUACAACCAAAUUUGUAAACGCUUACGAAGACAAUUAAAAAAAAGAGAGAAUCCCCUAUGUAUUAAUGCUCUUGAAGGAAGGCGAAAGGACAAUAUCUGAAUUCUAGAUUUAAUCUUAUUACAUAUAGUAAGCUUCCAUAAGUUUGCUUCAACCUUUUAUCUUUUACAAAAUUUUGAAAUUAAAAUGGUCUUAAAAUAUUUUGAACAAAAUUUUAAAUGUUACACUACUAUUACAUUAUUAGUUUGAAGAUAUACUGAUUUUUUUACACCUAAAUAUAUUGAAUAUUUUAUUUACAAUUUUGACAGGUAAAUCAUUUUGGUUUUAAAAAAUGGAAUCCAUUGUAAUUGGAGCUAUUUUGCGUGGAUAGAUCCUUGUAUUUCCAUACUUCUAUGGAGUAUGUAUCAAUUUUACAUUUAUAAAUAAAUAAUUGUCUAAAAAAUUUAUCAAUUACAUUUCCGCGCGUAUUCAGUAUUCCCAUCAGAGCAAGAUGAGAUAUGUUGAAUCAAUAAUCUCUAGCAUUUUGACUCGAGGCGCAUAUGUCUUUUUUUCCUCUCACACUCUUAUCAGCAAAAAUCACAUGCCAUGUUCUCACAAAUGAAAUCAGUAGCUAAAAUAAAAGGAAUUGAAGGAUUUUGAUUUAUUUUGCCCUCAAUUCUUCAAUUUCGAACUGGGAAUAUAUUUGUAAAAGAGUAGAUACUUUUAAAUACAUGAAUUCAUAUAUAUAACUAACCCUUUAUCUAGGUUCAUAUAUAGAGAGAUACUCCUUUUACAUGUAUACUCCGUAUAUACUUAUUUCCAUAUCUACAUCUUUAUCGUAUGGUAUAGUCCAAAUCCAAAAAUGUUGGCAGAUUCAUAAGUUUUUGUAGUUAUGUCUUGUUACUCCCUGCAUUAGCACCAGAUUAUUCAGUACAACAAUAAAAGAUUAAAAGGUGAUAAGAGUUUUAUCAUUAAUGUAAAAGUUCGAACUUUAAAAAUUACAUGCGCAUGUAUGAAAAUUAAAAUAGAUUAAAAAUAGUUUUAUUGUUGAAAAGGUUUUUAAAAAAUGAAGAUAACAUACCUCUUCUCAUGGAAUAUCGAAUCUGAAAAUUUUCCAUACGCAGGUACACCUUCGAAUCUUAUUAAUCUCAAUUUGAUUGGGCAGGACACCACUCAAUAAGAAAAAUGGUAUUGUGGUCUUGGGGAUGCCACUAAUUAACAGGAGGAUAAGUAUUUAUUGAUGAAUCGUUCUUAAGCUUACCCAAUACGCUUUGCGAUGAGAAUUGUAGGAGACGUUCACUGAAAAUCUAAUGUAAUAAAAUUGGAUACAGAAAUCGAUGAGACAACUUGUAAUUUUUACAUUUAAUUGUCUUUAAUCACAUCAUAUCUAGAUUUCUAGGAAGUUCUUUGAUAAAGGUGUUGGAGUACUAUAAUGCUACGUAUUAAGCUGGAACCAUUUUGGCGUAGAUAGAUAAUGACUUCAUUAUUCUGGAAGCUUCUAUGUUUAGGCGGGAACUUUCUCAUCAAGUUUUCUUUUGUUUUUAUAAUAUAAUAAUAGAUUAUUGCAUUUUAUAGUAUUAUGCACAUGUGAAUUUUUUAUGGGCAUGUUAUUAUAAAUUAAAACCAUACUUACAAACGUAUUGUUAUUGGUGUUAUAUUGUUGUUAUUAUUAUUAUUAUUAUUAUUAUUAUUAUUAUUAUUAUUAUUAUUAUUAUUAUUAUUAUAUUAUUAUUAUUAUUAUUAUAUUAUUAUUAUUAUUACAAGUAGUGACCAAAAAUCAUUAGUGACCGAAAACCCAUUAGUGAUUGUCACUCGUUGAUCACCAGGGCAAUGAUCAGCACCGGUCCCAAUGACCAACCUUGUCGCCUAUCACAGUGAAUUCUUGGUCACUGACCUCGCCACCCAUAGUGACUUGCCAGCUAGUGACCUUGCCACGCACAGUGACCUGCCCGUCAGUGACCUCGUUGGGCACCGUGCCACUGUUAUCACCGCCGGCUAGUGACAUGUUUUUUAUCGGCGGCCAAUUGCCCUGAUUGUGACCACCUCCCUGACCGUCGACGAAGCGGCUGCCGCCCCAGCGGCGGCCAGCGGUGCUCUACUGAUAAGCCCAUAAUCAUCCACAGAGUCCCUAGCCCCUCUGCGGACCUGAACCCCCCUUUCCAAACUCCAUAACCCAUCCCCUCUCCAGCGGUCCUGCAGCCUUCAACUAGUGCCUCCCUUGCUCCUGCACCAUACCCCAGACCCCACCCUCGCCAGUUCUCAUCGGUCACUGCUCCAACCCACUAUAUAUCCCGUUGCCAAUCACCUAGCCAGACCUCUCCAUUGAAGACGAUGACGAGUUUUGGCGAGGUGCUUGACAACGGCCAUGCCACCACUUAAAAUAUCAAUAUUCGGCCAAAAGAAGAAGAAAAUUAUAUCGGCGAUGGUUGAGGGUAGCAUCAGAGGGGACGCGAUGGCGAGACGGAGACAAUGGCAUACCUGGGCUACAUCGGACCAGUGGAGGUAGCGGGUUGCGACUGGUCACGGUGGUGCAGGGAGACACAGCGGUCCAGGAGCAGUCUCGCGCAAGAAGAAAAGGUGUGAGUGAGAUGUUGGUAGGCACUGGGCAUGGAUAGCUCGCUGAGUACGGUUAUUUUUAUAUCAAGGGUGUUUUGGUCUGUUUAGAUUUAAGAUGACUCUUUUUUGUCCAAUUUAAAAAAGAGACACAAACUAAAUUAGAAUGCACCUAGCCCCCCUCAACAGUGGCGGACCCACUAAGGGUCCCACGGGGUCCGGGGACCCCAUGGACCUACAAAAAAUACAUAUAUAUAUUUGUAUAUAUUUUACAUAAAAUUAAGUAAUCAAUGUAUUUAUACAAUUGAAACUGGUUUAGAACACAAAUAUGGAGCUAGAGCAACGGUUGGACGCCCAAUCUUGAGGCUCUAUAUGUGCGGGAGGUUGAGGGAUCGAUAAUUUUGAAAAUAAAAUUAUGGAACAACUUGGGACACCUAUUGUUAUCAUGCACUUCUAUACUCCAACUUUUAAUCUAAAUCUAAUUUUCUCAACCUAUGCCCAUUUUUUUUCAUAACAAAUACUAUUAUAAAGCCAGUAUGUAUCCCCAAAUUUGAGCUUAUCUAUUUUAUAAACUAACUUCAUCAUGAAACACGUAAUUUUUGAAUUCACGCAUUGAAUUUGUAAUAAUUAAAAUAUUAUGGAACAACUUGGGACACCUAUUGUUAUCAUGCACCUCUAUAGCCCAACUUUUGAUCUAAAUCUAAUUUUCUCAACUUAUAUCCAAUUUUUUUCAUAACAAAUACUAUUAUAAAGCCAGUAUGUAUCCCCAAAUUUGAGCUUAUCUGUUUUAUAAACUAAUUUCAUCAUGAAACACGUAAUUUUUGAAUUCACGCACUGAAUUAAAAUAAGCAAGUUAAAAUCAUUUUUUCGGCGAGAUGACUGAAGUUACCGUAAGAGCAUCAUCUUAGCCACUUUUUCAUAUGACUUUUUUUUCAUAUCUUAUAACAUACUAUCCUUCGUAUCACAUUAUUUACAACAUUGGAAUACAUUAUUCAUAUACUUUACUUUGACUACAUUUUAUUUAUUAAUAUAUGUGAAUUAUUUUUGAAAAAUAUUGUUAAAUCCGUCUCAUUAUUAAGUCUUAUUAUCUGAUUUUUAUUUUAUUUUUACUAAUACAGAAUUAAAUAUAAUGACGGUCAAAGUUGUGCGCUGGCAAACGUGAAAUGUUGACUGUUGCAACUAAAAAGAGACGGAGGAAGUAUAAUUUAAAUAUCAUUAUUUCCUAAUAUAGCAGUUUCAGUCGCUUGAGCCAUUAUCGCAUAGUUUGGCUUGAUGUGAUUUGAUCUAAGACUAAAAUCAGCUCAACAACAAAGUCCUUAAAGUUACACAAAUAAAUUGGUAAUUGUAUUAAAUUAAAAUAGAAACAAAGCUAAUGAAUAUAUUUUAAAUAAAAAUCCAAAUAAAAUAAUGCGAAGUAAUUGGAUUGAAAUUUUCAAAUGUAGGCUUUUUAAAUUUGAUUUCUCAUAUGCAUGCCCAUUAUUUUUAGUUGAUAGAGGACAUUAACUUUAUAAAAUUUUAGUGUCCGUUUAGUGACUCUGUUUUCGGCUUAUCAGACUUAUCAACCAACUUUUUAACCAAACAUGUAACUUUUGAUUUUACGCGCUGAAUUAUGUAAUAAUAAGAAAAAUAAGGUUGAAGUUACUUUUCAGGCUGUAUUGACUGCAGUUGUUGUAGAUGACCAUUUUAUCUAUUUUUCAUAUCAUUUCUUCUUUAUUUUAUUAAUAUAAUAUAUUUUAAAUAUAAUUUUUCAUAAUCAGCAGAAACAGUCGAUACAACCAAUUCAGUCAGAACUUUAUAAAUUUCAGCAGAAUCAGCCGAUUCAGCCGAUUUCAGUGUUACCAAACGGGCCCUAGUUGAUAGUAGACAUUUCUUUAAAAUUGUUGUAUACGUUAUGUUAACUACGAUAUGUUAUGCUAUUUUACUAUUUUACUUCUUCUUUUUAUUAAUUUUUUAUUAAUUAGUUACAUUACCGUAGGGACCCCCGUGAUUCUGAGUUUCUGGGUCCGCCACUGCCCCUCAAUGUGUAUCUACUUGCCUUUCAAUUGGUAUCAGAAUAGGUCCAUAACGAAUGAGUUUAAACAAUCUAAGGAUCCUCUAUUUAUUUCUCCACUUAGAUACCAAUUACCCCAUGACUUUCUAAAUAUAUGAUCUUAUUAUUUGUUUCAUAAAUAAUGAACUAUGUAACUUCAAAAAGUAUUUCCAAACCUCCAUUUUUCAAUUCAGAUAAUUACUCUUAUUGGAUUUUUAGGAUGGAAAGCUACAUCCAGUCCACCAAUUAUGAUCUUUGGAUAUUUUUUCUUGAUGUCCCUUACCUUAUUGUUAAAUGUGUAAAUGAUGAGACAGUUCAAAAAACAAGAAGUGAUCAAACUGAGUUCAAUGAUGUGGAAAAGUAUACAUUUUUUUCCCUCAAUGCUAAAGCUUAGAAUACCUUACAUUGUGCACUUGGCCCUGCUGAAUUUUCAUGUGUAAGCCAAUGUAAGAGGGCAAAAAAUGGGGCGGUGGAAACAACACACUCAUAACUAAAGCAAAUCAAGAUUGCUCUUGGAGCCUCUGAAUCAAGCGUGAUGAAUCAAUUCAAGACAUGUCAAAGAGUUUCAAUGAUAUUAUCUUAUCCCUGAGCAAACUUGGGGAAACAUAUUCUCCUCAAGAGAAGAAAUGGCAGAGCAUAGUAGUCACCUUGACUUCUCUGUGCUCAACUAUGUCUACAUGAAACCUUUGGUCCUCUCUUCUAAAGCGAUCUGUAUUUGAAAAAGAUGAGAAACAAAGAGGAUCGUGGAGUGAAACCAAAUAGAACAUUGGCUCUGAAGCACAACACUGAACCUCACAGAGACAAUGAGGAAGACCAAAUGGGACAAAAUAAAUUCAAAUAAAGAUACGAGCAAAGACAAGAGAGGAAAGUCGAAUCAUCCAUCUUGCUUUGAGUUGGCGAGCAAGGACAAAGAAAAAUGAUGGUCCCCAAAAUAUAAAGAAUGAAAGACAAUGAGAAAAGGAAGAAAAAGAGAAAAAAAUAUUACAAGUUAUAAGAGAGAGUGAUCAUGCUAACGUCUCUUACUUCACCCAUGAUGAGGAGGAUGUAUGUUCCAAUUCUUCUUAUACACCUGAUUGUGAUUUUACAUUUUAAGAACUUAGAACGGCCUUUGCUGAUAUGCACAAUGACCUUUCUCGUGUCUUGAAAGAGGAGAAAGCUCUCAUGAAAUCUUUUAAAGCUUUACAAGGGAAAUUCGAGCAAAGAAAAGAUAA